This is a messenger RNA of Anisakis simplex (herring worm), 3234 nucleotides long. The record is from the annotation of a GenBank genome assembly. Lineage: Eukaryota; Metazoa; Nematoda; Chromadorea; Rhabditida; Anisakidae.
AUGAAAGCGACCUGUUUCAUAAUCACUAAGAAUCAGCGUUCGACUGAAAAGAAAAAAUUAAAGGCUUCCCUUUCACUCGAAUUAGAGCAUCGCAGUCGGUCAUCCUCCUCAGCAGAAUGUCGUUCAAGAAGUCAUUCAGUCAGCUCGAAUCAAGAUGAUUUCUGCGGCAUAUCGCCGCGUAAUCGAUUGGCACUCGAUAGUUCGUGUUUGCAUUGCUCAUUCAGUCGAAGAAAUCAAAGAAAACAAUUACAAGAUGAAAUUGAACGCGCCACAUCACGUCUUCGAAGAAAUCUCGGCGAGUUUCGUCUCGCAGCGGCAGUCGCCUCCAAGAAUGUCCAUGAACAACAGUCGACCAGCGUUAUUGAGGCACCAGAUAUUGUUAUAUCGUCAGUGAGUUCAGAAGAUGAUUUGGAUAAUUCGACGAAGUAUAUGAGCAAUGAGAUGGACAGUGUAACAAGCAGUAUAACAAGGUGCUAUUUUCCCGUAUGUUAUAUUCGUGACGUGGAGCGUUUUUUGAUUUAUAACUUCAGUUCCAUCGAAAUCGACUGUCUUUCAAUUACACCAUCAAGUUCGACAUGUCCAAGUCCUCAGAUUCAAACACUCGACAAUUACUUCAGUUUGGAAGCAUCAUCAAUGGAUUUGAGAAACUGUAUCGGAACGGGACUGACUAAAAGGGUGGAGUGUGGAGUUGCUUUGAUAAGUGAUAGAAGAGCACUGUUAAGUGCUGAUUUAAUUGCAACAUUAACGCCAACAGGGCUGCGUUCGAAUUCGAUUGAUCUGUCAACGUUAAGACGUGAAAUUGAAUGCUUGAAUGCUAGUUCAGAGGAGAGUUCCGAUAACGAAUCAAUCAGUAAUGAUUCUUUAUCGAAUACUCACGAUUCAACUCGUGCAACUCGUUCCCGUUCCUAUGAUCCUACUGCUUUACCACAACACAUUCUUAGAAGACCAAGUCGUAUUGAACAUCUUAGCGACUUGUUCAGGCGUGCGUUAGCCAAAUCGCCGAUGCUAAAGAGGACGGCUGCAAUGCAAGUAAAUGACGCGAAAAGUGUUUGUAAGCAUCGAACGAGUAGAUAUUGGCUGGAUGAUCAGCUUGGACCAGCCGAACAUAUUUGGUUGCCAUCUUCUGGUCCAGGAAGUGCAGCCAACAGCUCGCACGACACCGAAUGCUAUAUCGGUGAAAAGGACUGCGAAAAGGUGGGUGAAAAACGUCGUUGUGCAGCUUGUCACAUCGUUGCACAUACUGCGUGUUUUUCGCAUCUAUCUAAGAUGAAUUUGAAUUGCAAAAUAACAUAUCGCGAAGCAAUUUACAAGAAACAGUCGAGAAGCGAAGUGACCGAAGCGCUAAAUCGUCAUCACUGGAUACAUCGCUGGAAGCAUGAAGGUCGAUGCGGUCGUUGCGGUAAAUCAUUUCAGCAUCGAAUGUUCCGUGAUAAGGAAGUGAUCGCCAUAACAUGCUCAUGGUGCAAACGAUCAUAUCACAAUAAACAAGGCUGCUUUUCUGCUGCUUACUUAGAGGAGAGAUGUGAUCGAGGCGUAUUGAGCGAAAUGAUCGUACCGCCAACAAUGCAAAAUGAGCAUUCAUCUGUGUCAUGCUCAAGGCAUUUUCAGUAUCGUCCUUUCAUUGUGAAACCACUCGAGCCAUCGUUACCAGCACCAAGUCAACCACUUUUAGUGUUUGUAAAUCCCAAAUCCGGUGGUAAUAAAGGUUCUAAAGCGUUACACACAUUAUGUUGGCUGCUCAAUCCGAGACAGGUCUUUGAUAUCACCAGUAUGAAAGGUCCUAAAUAUGGAUUAGAGAUGUUCAGAAAAGUAAUUAGACAACUUCGUAUGCUUGUGUGUGGAGGCGACGGUACUGUUGGUUGGGUUCUCGGAACGCUUGAUCAACUUAAUUGGCCAACCUAUCCACCAAUGGCAUUACUCCCACUUGGAACUGGGAAUGAUCUUUCUAGGUGUAUGGGCUGGGGUGGAUCUUUUACUGAUGAGCCACUCAGUCAACUUCUGAAGGCAAUUCUACACGAAACAUCAAUCACUCAUUUGGAUAGAUGGCAAAUUGAUGUGGAGAGCUUAUCAACGAAUCAAAGCGAUCUCAGUGAGGAGCUCAAUGAAGCCGUGCAAAGCACAUUACCAUUAACAGUGAUGAACAAUUAUUUCAGCAUUGGUGCAGAUGCUCAUGUAGCGCUACAGUUUCAUCACUCAAGGAGUGCCAAUCCACAAAUGUUAAACAGUCGAUUAAAAAACAGAAUCGCGUAUGGUGGACUAGGAACAAUUGAUCUUUUCAAGAGAACAUGGAAGGAUCUUUCUGAAUUCGUGACUCUCGAGUGCGAUCAUCGAGAUUUCACACCGAAGAUAAAGGAAUUCAAGUUUCAUUGCAUUCUCUUCCAUAACAUCGCUUAUUAUGCUGGUGGUACGAUUCCAUGGGGUAACGAUGAUGAUGAAACUACGAGGCCAUCAAGCUGUGAUGGUAAAAUCGAAGUGCUCGGUUUUACAACGGCGACACUGGCUGCUUUACAAAUGGGUGGUAAAGGUGAACGAAUUGCGCAAUGCUCGAGUGUGCGUAUGACAACCACAAAACCAAUCCCUAUGCAAGUGGACGGCGAACCAUGCCUUCUUGCCCCAUCGAUCAUCACUCUUAAAUUCCAUAGCAAAGUUCCAAUGUUGAGACGAGAGAAGAAGGUAGUGCAUGCAUCGAAUCGUGAAGCAGUGAAACCGUUGUCACCAUCAGCAAACAGUCAACUAGCGUCAACUUCGUUGAUCAUGCAGAUGCCGGUACUGGUGAUUGGUCGCAAUGAUUUCAACACUUACAGAGAUGCAUUUGAAAGACUUAGAGACUCUGCGUACGAGAUUGGUGUAAUCAGUGUUGAGGCCGAAACAGAACUGAAUUUGAUGCGUCAUCAAAUACAAAAAUUAUUACAUGAGCACUCAUCUUUACCUUAUGAGCCUGGUGAUGAUUGGAGAUUUCUAGAUUAUGUGACGAACGCAGAAGAAGGAACAUUCCGAAUUGCUCGACACCAAGAACAUACGCACUCCGUAUCGGAUGUUUGUAAUUUAGAUGAUUGCCUGAUGAUAUUGGAUGAGCAUUUUCCAUCAGUCACUUCACGAUCAUCAAUUCUUGGCUCCGAUCUCACGUUCGAUUCCAGUGCAUCGACGGAUUCGUAUCGUAAAUCGUCAACACGUCGUAUCAGUGAUACGGUACGAAUCGUGCUCAGCAGUGACACACAGGAGACACUCCUCUGA